Messenger RNA from Annulohypoxylon truncatum, 1206 nucleotides. RefSeq lists its product as uncharacterized. The record is from RefSeq and is a predicted model, not a curated record. Bases 237 to 923 code for a protein of 228 amino acids. The transcript has a single exon. Lineage: Eukaryota; Fungi; Ascomycota; Sordariomycetes; Xylariales; Hypoxylaceae.
CUCUAAUAGAGGUGGUGCUCCGUGGAUGUAUCUUUCCCAAGACGUUGUCUUCCACUUCAACUCUAUGCAAACAAGCCAAGCCCAGUGUCAAAUCAGGUACGUUUGGUCUGAAUCGAGACAGCAUCCGGUCUGAUACUAACGUUUUCUUCCAAGUAGACAUUCAUCUUCAUAUUACCUGGUAGUCACUCUUCAACCACCUUAGUCUUUUAUUCUUUCCGUCAUUUACAUUAUUCAACAUGCCCACCGAUUCGGCCCCGGAGUCACACCGAGAGAGUACUGAGGAAUACUACUAUAUUCCUAACCAUACCGAGGGUCGCCCACCUCAGUUUAUUAAUGAGAACCUCUCGUCGGCCCAACCUAAUGCUUCUAAUACCCAACCAAGGCGAGCCAGGUCUAUCGAGACAGACAAUACUAUGUCCGACUUCCCCCACGUGACCGACGGCGGCGAUGGCAACUACACGUACUUGCACUAUACCCCUUCAACGGCUUAUACGGAGAGUACCAUGAGAGCUGGCGAUCCCUUCGUCGCUCGCCCCGACUUGGCUUAUGUUGUUAACUACAACUAUUAUUCCGAUGGAGGAAACGGCGGAGGCUUGACCGCGCAAGCCAUUGCCGCCCUCGACCACGACAAUGCCAACGGGUACUACGGCGGCGUUAACGGCCGGGAGGAACCUUACCGGGUGGGAUACAACUACUUCCACGCCGAUUCUGGCUACGACCUAAGUACGAGCCACAUGAUGCCUUCUUCGGGCCCCAGGAGUAAGGCAUCGACGACGACAAACAAUUAUGUUCUCGUUUCGUCGACACCCGAGGAUCCCUCGGCGGAUAUGGUCCGAAGCGCCGGGAGCUGGCUGGAUGACAUUCCAGCCUCCCACGCUAGCUUGGCUAGCGACAUCGCGGACGAAGAUGUUACCGGUGCUUAAUGGCGACGACUGUAACGAUAAUAGUGAUUUAGAUGUGGUUUAUAAACUUUGGCGGGGCGUAUUUUGACUGAUAUGGCGGAAAUAAUUCUUCCUGCUCAUGGUUUGAACGGAUGAUUCUCAUGUCCUCAUAACCAUCUUGUUUCUACUUCCCCAUUAUCCCCUUCGCGGCCACAAAACGUAUAGGUACUCGGGCGGAUGGUCCGACAGAGAUUGGCGUUUUAUCAAAAGCAGCCACGCGGUGUUCCACGGGGCGUUAAGGCAGCUGCUCGUUAGGAGGGUCAUG